AUGAUCCUCCUGUGUGUGUGCGGGAAGGAGGAGAAGGUGGUGGGCGAGCAGAAGGCGCCGGGGAGCUGCCCCUACUGCGGCGGCGUGGUGACGGCCACCGACGUGGAGGCCAAGUGGGUGCUCUGCUUCCUCCCGCUCUGCCUCAAGAACAAGCGCAGGUUCUCCUGCACCGCAUGCAACAGGCGCCUCGUCACCUACCCCGCCAUCCUCCAUGACUAG
Molecule: messenger RNA, 219 nt
Organism: Lolium rigidum
Lineage: Eukaryota; Viridiplantae; Streptophyta; Magnoliopsida; Poales; Poaceae
Exons: 2
Coding region: 1-219 (72 amino acids)
Source: RefSeq, a predicted model, not a curated record